AGGCUGAGUGGAGGCAAAACAGAGGACGUAUCAGAGACACAGGAAGACUGAAGCUUACAGAAAGCUGGAUGCCUGAUGUUUAACUGAGGAAUAUGCAGAAGGCGGGAAGGACAACGUGUGAAAGAAAAUCUGACAGUUAGAGGUGCAAAUCACUGCAGCAAACCUGCUUGCAUUUUUAGCGUCGGAGUGCUGGACUCUGGGGAGCGGGGAAGGGCUCUUCAUAGAGGAGCAUGACAGCCUGGCUCGGUGGUGUUGCUGCAGCGGGAUGGACCGAGACUCAUUCAUUUUAGGAGGAAAUACAUAGGCCAUUGCAGCUCUCACCACUAUGCGCAGGGAUCGAGAGCAAGCACAUGGAAUUGCGUGCCAUCGUCAACAACCCAGCAGAACUCUUCCUUUCCCGGACCGUCAGCACAUCUAGCAUUGUUAACAUUAGCCCGGGCAACUGCCAAGAUAUUAGGUAGCACUUGACUUUAUCUGGGUUAAAUUUUAGUUUUAGUCAAAGCUACAAAAACAGCAGUAGUUCAUUUGUUGAGGUCCUUCGUGAACUUUAUCAAACGAGGACCUUCUGCUCUGAAAUUGAUUCAGCUGUUUUCCCUCUUAACGAUAAUUUCAUUUUUGACAGUAGCAGUUCUCAGGUUUAAGUAUGAUGUUUGCAUAUAAUUUGAUAGAUGAUAGGUGGUUUAUAGUUGUUGUUAGAGUUAAAUGAAGUUUGUGGUUGGUAUGGUGAGGAGAGCAGAUGCUCUAACUGGAUUGGCUGAUGAAGGCCUCCUGGAUACGACUGCUGAAACGAGCAACAGGAAACCGAGUCAAGAACAACAUUGGCGGUUCUGCGGACUCAUACACUAGUCGGCCAUCGGACUCAGAUGUGUCCCUGGAGGAAGAUAAAGAGACCUUACGCAGAGAGGCUGAGAGACAGGCUCAGACUCAGCUCGAAAAGGCCAAGGCUAAACCUGUGGCAUUUGCAGUACGUACUAAUGUUGGCUACAGCGCCUCCCUUGAAGAUGAUGUCCCUGUGCCUGGAAUGGGAAUAUCAUUUGAGGCUAAAGAUUUCCUUCAUGUUAAAGAAAAAUUUAAUAACGACUGGUGGAUUGGUCGCUUGGUGAAAGAAGGGUGUGACAUUGGCUUCAUCCCAAGUCCAGUGAAGCUUGAAAACACUCGCAUCCACCAGGAGCAACGUGCAAAACAAGGAAGAUUUUACUCAAGUAAAUCAGGGGCAAACUCUUCAUCUAGUUUAGGAGACAUAGUUUCAAACUCACGUAAAUCAACCCCUCCCUCCUCAGCUGUGGACAUAGAUGCUGCAGGGUUAGAUCCAGAGGAGAGUGACCCUCCUCCCCAUCAGCGUUCCCCCAAAGCCAGCCCAAACACAGUAAUAUCCCCUUUAGCCCGUGAGAAACGAAUGCCUUUCUUUAAGAAGGUAAAGCUUGCCGAUGGACGCUCCCUCGUUCUUCAUGUGCCGUCACCUACACAGCAGCAGCAGCAGCUUCUGUUCUCUUUGUCAUUGUCUCAAUGUUCAUGCCAUCUUAUUCUUUCCCUUCUCUCUCCCUGGCUUUUCUUUGUUCCUCUGUACCCCCUUGAUCUUUUCCUUUUUGUCUGUUUCUCUUCCUCCUUUCCUCAGCUAUACAGAGGCAUAAGUCGACAGAGCACAUUCCUCCAUAUGAUGUGGUGCCCUCUAUGAGACCAGUGGUGCUAGUUGGACCCUCGCUCAAGGGCUACGAGGUCAGGUUACAGAUAUGAUGCAGAAAGCGCUGUUUGACUUUCUGAAGCACCGCUUUGAGGGAAG
Messenger RNA from Pimephales promelas (fathead minnow), 1780 nucleotides. The record is from RefSeq and is a predicted model, not a curated record. Lineage: Eukaryota; Metazoa; Chordata; Actinopteri; Cypriniformes; Leuciscidae.